AUGAAAUGGAAAGCACGCUGCAAUUCGAAAGAUCUAGAAGAGGUAGUGAAAAUGGCUGAUACGAUUCCCUCGCAGCCCACUACUCAUUUGCAAAAGUGGGCUUCAUCGGGAUUGUACCUAUCGUCUAUUCGAUGAACGUAUCACAAAGAUAAGGAAGAGAAGAUAGUUGCAGUGAAAAUUGUACGACUUGGCGGCGGAAAUCCGGAUGCCGAAAUGAAUUGUUUGGGGGAGUUGAAAAACGAGGCGCUAAUAAUGUCACUGCAUCGGCAUCGAUUUCUUAUCGAAUUCUUCGGUAUUUCUUCGGAUAAGGUGAUCUUUACAGAAAGCCAAACAGUUACCGGUUGA
Messenger RNA from Gongylonema pulchrum, 345 nucleotides. Lineage: Eukaryota; Metazoa; Nematoda; Chromadorea; Rhabditida; Gongylonematidae. The record is from the annotation of a GenBank genome assembly.